ACGGCACUACCUUUGCUUGCUUCAAGACACAGCAAGUCAGCAACCGGAGCUCAUCUCGAUCUCGGUCAGCCAUGACGAACGGCUACCUCUUCCGGGAGUACAUCGGCGCGCAGUUCACCGGCGUGCGGUUCUCCGACGUGCCCAUCAACGCCUUCGUCAGCUUCCACUUCAUCCUCUCCUUCGCCAUCGACUACACACCGGUGAACCAGCAGCCCACACCGGUGCCGACGAACGGCGUGUUCAGCCCGUUCUGGGACACGGGCAAUCUGUCCCCCGCCGCCGUGGCCUCCAUCAAGGCCGCGCACCCGAACGUCGCCGUCAUGGUGGGUAUCGGCGGCGACAGCGUGCAGGACAUCACCAAGGCCGUCUUCACCCCGACGUCCAUCAACUCGUGGGUGGCCAACGCCGCGACGUCGCUCACGAACAUCAUCAACACGUACGAGCUCGACGGCGUCGACGUCGACUACGAGCACUUCGCCGCCGGCGCCGACGUGAACACCUUCGUCGAGUGCAUGGGCCGCCUCCUGACGCAGCUGAAGGCGAACAUGCCGUGGAUCACGACCUCCAUAGCGCCGUUUGAGGACCCGACGAUCCAGAGGUACUACCAGCCGCUGUGGCGCAAGUACAACGGCGUGAUCGACUACGUCAACUUCCAGUUCUACGGCUACGGCGACAACACCGACGUCCCCUUGUACGUCCAGUUCUACGACCAGCAGUCGGCGAACUACCCCGGCGGCAAGGUCCUCGCCAGCUUCAUGACCGGGAACACGACCGGGCUGAUCUCGCCGGACCUCGGCAUCAACGCGGCCAAGGAGCUGCAGCGGCAGAACAAGCUGCCGGGGCUCUUCAUCUGGUCAGCGGACAGCUCCAAGAAGAGCAGCUACGGCUUCAAGUACGAGAUCCAGGGGCAGCAGAUCAUUGCCAACCAUUGAUCUGUGAUCGGAUGGCGCCUCUACUCUGCUGCCUAUGGAUGGACACACUCACACAAAAUAUUUAAUAGUAAGGAAUAAUCACGCCUCUACGCCUACGUGCGCUGGCGGUGUUGCUGUGGUAUGAAUGAAUAAAGCGAACAAAGGUUGUGUUUCCAAGCCUAAAUCAUAUGGAUCAAUUUUAUAUGCUAAUUUUUCCAAAG
Setaria italica (foxtail millet) is the source of this 1132-nucleotide messenger RNA. Its product is annotated as chitinase 2. Bases 72 to 932 code for a protein of 286 amino acids. The record is from RefSeq and is a predicted model, not a curated record. The transcript has a single exon. Gene Ontology annotation, biological process: carbohydrate metabolic process. Gene Ontology annotation, molecular function: hydrolase activity, hydrolyzing O-glycosyl compounds. Lineage: Eukaryota; Viridiplantae; Streptophyta; Magnoliopsida; Poales; Poaceae.